AGAGUUCACUUGUUUAAACAUGUUCAACAAUAGCUGCUUUUUCCUCUUCCCACUGCUCCUUUCCCUUUUAUCCGGAUCCAAAACACACACCGUGCCUGCAAUGAUCCGCCAUUGACACACCUUUCGUACACACGCACGCAGAUCCCCACCGCCCAUAGACCUACAUGUCUCGUCCACCAAACUACGAGUUUCAGGAAUGGUGGAACAAGCAGCGCUCCAAGGACCGCGCCGACGACCCUUUCUGCUCUUCCGCGUCCGAGGACAUACGAUUCCUGGCCGUCAACAUCCACAGUCCGACCUCCUCUGACGCCUCCGCCUUCUCCGCGGCGGAGAAGGACCGCUCGCGCAGCGCGCGGCAGCUCUCCUGGAUUUACCUCCUCAAGUUCAACCAAAUUGCGCAUUCGUUAUCUUCCCUUCCGGGCAGAUUCCUCUCCCUCGCCCGCACCGCCAAACGCCGCAUAUCCUCGGCCUCCCAUGGAUCUCGUUCCGAAUCUUCUAACUUUUACAAAAUCAUCAAGUUCUUUUUGAUACUCAGCGUCUGUCUUCUUUUCAUUGAGCUUGUCGCGUACUACCGGGGAUGGCAUUUUUCUCCUCCUACUCUGGAAGCGGGGGUGGAGUUCUCGGUGGAAUAUAUAUAUGCCAAGUGGUUGGAAAUUAGGGCCAAGUAUUUGGGGCCUUUGUUACAGAGCUUGACGAAUGUGUGCAUUGUGUUGUUUUUGAUACAGUCUGUAGAUCGGUUUGUUUUGGUGCUUGGUUGUUUUUAUAUUAAGAUUAGAGGGUUGAGACCGGCUGCGAAUCUGGACUAUAAGCAGGAUGCCGAGAAAGGGAGCAUAAAUGUCGCUGACUAUCCAAUGGUGCUGGUGCAGAUACCAAUGUGCAAUGAGAGGGAGCAUCAAGCGAAUAGCAUUACUCUAUCAUCCUGUUUUAAGUUACUGUUUAUCUUAGAUUUCCACGAGAGUUCUGUUUUCUCAUUUUCCGAUCAUAAUGCGGCCCAGGUAUACCAGCAAUCUAUUGCAGCUGUAUGUGUCCAGGAUUGGCCCAGGGAGAGGAUGCUUGUACAAGUUUUGGAUGAUUCUGAUGAUACUGAUGUUCAAUCCCUUAUUAAGGCAGAAGUACAUAAAUGGCAACAUAGAGGUGUGCACAUCAUUUACAGGCAUCGUCUUAUUCGGACAGGAUAUAAAGCAGGGAACCUUAGAUCUGCAAUGAGUUGUGAUUAUGUCAAGAAUUAUGAGUUUGUAGCCAUCUUUGAUGCGGAUUUCCAGCCAGCACCAGAUUUUCUGAAGAACACUAUUCCUUACUUUAAGGGAAAAGAUGACCUUGCGCUGGUGCAAACCAGGUGGGCUUUUGUCAACAAGGAAGAAAAUCUGCUUACACGACUGCAGAAUAUAAAUCUGGCCUUUCAUUUCGAGGUUGAACAACAGGUCAAUGGGUGGUUCCUCAACUUUUUCGGAUUCAAUGGGACAGCUGGUGUUUGGAGAAUUAAAGCCAUCGAGGACUGUGGUGGAUGGCUGGACAGAACAACUGUCGAGGACAUGGAUAUUGCUGUCCGUGCACACUUGUGUGGUUGGAAAUUCAUUUAUCUAAAUGAUGUUAAGUGUCUCUGUGAACUUCCCGAGUCGUACGAAGCAUACAAAAAGCAGCAACACCGCUGGCAUUCGGGGCCCAUGCAGUUAUUUCGGUUGUCUUUUUACAACAUACUGCAUGCAAAGGUGAGUUUGAUGAAGAAAGCAAACCUAAUACUUCUUUUCUUUCUUCUCCGUAAACUCAUCCUACCCUUGUACUCCUUCACCCUCUUCUGCAUCAUCCUUCCGUUGACCAUGUUCCUUCCCGAAGCCCAACUCCCUCCGUGGGUCGUCUGCUACAUCCCGGGUCUCGUGUCCAUACUAAACAUUCUCCCAUCCCCACAAUCUUUCCCCUUCAUUGUCCCUUACCUUCUAUUUGAGAACACAAUGUCUGUUACAAAAUUCAAUGCCAUGGUAUCAGGUCUUUUCCAAUUAGGAAGCUCCUAUGAGUGGAUUGUGACCAAAAAACUGGGCCGCUCUUCGGAGGCUGAUCUGCUUGCCAUCGUGGAGAAUGAAACUGCCGAGAAGUGCCAAGUGGCGAGAUCCAGCUCAGACUCGGGCCUCAGUAAGUUGGGGGGAAUGAAUAAGAAAAGCGGGAAAAGAAGAAAUCGGUUGUACAGAAAGGAGCUUGCGCUCUCGUUUAUUUUGCUGACUGCCUCGGUGAGAAGCUUGAUGUCAGCCCAGGGGAUUCAUUUCUAUUUUCUUUUGUUUCAGGGGAUAACUUUUCUGGUGGUUGGCCUCGACUUGAUUGGGGAACAAGUGAGUUGAGUGAAUGAAUCGUGAAAAAAGUAACAAAGGAAAAUUGUGAAAAAAUUCUUUCAUUUUUUAGCUUCAUCGUUUUUUUGUACAUGGUGUAGCAGCAACAUGUUUGGUGGAGAUUGGUUUGUGCUUAGUGAGGACUAGUAAUAGUAGUAUAGGUAGUGGCUGGAUAAAAUUGGUUGUUUAUCGAUAGUUGUUAGAUUGAUGUAUCCCAAAGAUGUGUUCAAAUUCCUUUCCCAUUCUUUAUUGUUGUAAUUGGCUUUGACAUCUGUACAACUAUUUGCACUUUCAAUGGGAAGUCCUGCAUAAAUUUCUCUGAAAUGAGAAUACAAAGUCGAAAC
Molecule: messenger RNA, 2662 nt
Organism: Striga asiatica
Lineage: Eukaryota; Viridiplantae; Streptophyta; Magnoliopsida; Lamiales; Orobanchaceae
Source: the annotation of a GenBank genome assembly